AUGCUGACACAUCCGCUUGACUGGCUGUCUAUUACAGAAGACGACGAUGAGGCAAAGUACAUCUUCACAUACCUCGUCGAGCUCCUCCAAGCGCAAGAUCCACGCGAGACUGCGCCUGAGAGCCCGGUGAUUGGCACACCCCGCGGCCGCCGUCAGCGAGCCCCACUGCCAGGGCAUGUACACAGCCUCAUGAACAUGCAGGAUUCGCCUGCCCACGGGGUGUUGGGGCAGUUGAUGCAGGACCCCGGAGGUGCACGCCCGUGUGCAGCGCGCUGUUGA
Molecule: messenger RNA, 279 nt
Organism: Salpingoeca rosetta
Lineage: Eukaryota; Choanoflagellata; Craspedida; Salpingoecidae
Exons: 4
Coding region: 1-279 (92 amino acids)
Source: RefSeq, a predicted model, not a curated record